UCCGAAGCAGCAGGGGGCGCUGAAGUGACACAGCGAGGGUUACAUUUGCACGUGACAAAAUACGGAACUCAUCGGUGUGCCCCUGAAUGCUGAGGGGGAACUUUGGGUUACAUUUUUAAAGUCAAAGCUUACCGUGUGCAAUGACUUUGGAAAUAACUGUUGACCCGAUGAUUUGCACGCCGCGAAUGUUUUGGAUUUGAGUGAAUAAUGGCGGAAAACUGGGCCGAGAGGAUCUCCGCUUUCUCCCACAGUCCGUCUCGCUUCCUCUCCGGGACAACAGCCGAGGCUUUCCUCGCAGAGCUGCUCCGGGAGCUCCGAGAUGACAGAGCCAGUUACAGUGUUAAGGUCCUCCUGUUGUCCCCGCUGUGUGAGCACCCGACUCUGCUGUGUCCCUCAGACUCGGUGGGCGAGGAGACGGCCCUGGAGCUCAUGUCAGUGUUGGACCAGUGUCCUCCCAAGUCCGUCCAGUUUCGAUGUCACCUCCUCCUGGCCCUCACCUCCGUGCUGGUCUGCACCUCCUGCGUGAGCAUCCGCUCCUGUGCAUCUCAGGACUUCCUGGACCUGCUCCUUCAGAUGGCCCAGGAUACCGGUGACCUGCACGGGGACGGGGCUCUUCGCUCUCUCCGGGCCACGGCAUGCGACUGCCUGCGGGAGCUGGAGGCCUGCUCCCCAGGCCUUCUCUCCCAGCGCCUGGAGCUCUUAGGUGGGCUCCGGCAGCAAGAAACCUCCCGGCUCCACCAGGCCUACGCUGGACUCCACACCCUGGUGUUGAGAAACGCCGUGUAUCAGCUCACCCAGGACAAAAGGGCUGGUGCUGAGCAUCUAAAGGCUCUUCUGGGAGGAAACGCAUCGGUGGCAUGGGAGGCAGAGCAGGACACAGGACCAAUGAAUGACAAAGACCCCUCAGCCAUACUGUCUUCUCUCAUCCUGGGACCCAUGGGUACCGUGCCGACCCUCCAGACCGGGCCCGACUGUAAGGAGCUGCGUUCGGUCCUGUCCUCCCUCCUGGAGGAGUCCUACCUCCUGACUCCUCUGUGCCAGGCUGCAUUGCUACAUAGACUGAUAGAGGUGGUUGCCAUGGUGCCUGGUGUCACUCCGGCCGUAUUCAGAGCUGAGCUGCUGCGACUGCUGGGCACGAGUGAGGUUUCCCUCCUCCACACCACUCUGCUGAUGAAGUCAGCGUUCACCGACAGCCUGUUCAGCGCCGAGGACGAAGCUUUCAUCCUCCAGCGGCUGGUCGUUCUCUCCCAGCAUCCCCUGCUGACUACGCCCGAGAAGCUGUUCUACAUGGACUGCCUCCUGCACUUCCCCGAGAACCGGCCGAUCGGCUGCGGUGGCGACGGCGAUGAGAGCCUCCCCGUGCUGCUGACCCCGCGGCUGGCCUCGGCGCUGGCGCCCACCGUGUUCAACGACAGCGCCACGGCACUGGCCCGCAUCAACCUGCUGUCUCUGGUCUAUCUGGAGGAGGCGGAGGGGGAGGGGGAGGAGAGCAGGGGGCUGGCCUUCCUCUACGAGCACCUCACCUCGCUGUUGCGCGUCGUGGCGAACGGGGGCGGCCGGGAGAUCGUGGUCACCUUUUUCAGAGCCGCCUUCCUCUUCCUGUCCUACUUCUGCCACGUGGAGCACUACUGUCACAGCCUGACGGAGGAGCUGUGUAAGCUCUACCUCCGCCACACCCGCCUGGCCCCGCACGUCAUCAACCUGGCCGACCAGGUCCAGGACAAGCUCGCAGAGUCCGACUGGGCGGUGGGGUUUCUGAGGGCCCUCCAGGGGGUCAUCGCCGAGGCCCCAGCCCGGCUCACCUCACGAGACCUGAGCUGGCACCUCAAGACGCUGGCCCGCGUGGCAGAGGAGGGAGAGAUCCCCCAGGACAGCACCGUCAGCUUCCUGUCCAGCGUCAUCGCUCCGUCUUCAUCCGCUCCGUGCGCCAGCGGCGACUGGCGCCUUGGUAACAGCCUGCUGGGGGUUUGCCGCCGCCUCCUUGUUCACCCCAGCCUGGACGCGCUGCUCCUCCCUCUGGCCGACGUCCUGCAGCAUCUCACCCACCGCUACGGAGACACGGACAUCCAGGACCACGCCCGCCUCUACUACGCCCUUCUGACCACGCUGUCCAGGGAGAAGCUGGCCCGGGUUCUGGCGCAGGGUUCCGCUGAGGGAGGGCGGCAGGUCAAGAAGCGAACGCUGUCCUGCAUCGUGGCAGAGAGUGAGGGCUUGGCGAGCACGCUAAGCAUUCACCAGACGGAGAGGUCGAUAUUCCAGCUGAUCGAGGCCCGUUCUGAGCCUCAAGGAGAAACACAGACUGAUAAAGGAAGCGACCUAAACCAGAAUGAGACUGAACCGGCAGAGGCCAAAGCAGCUCUGGUAGAAUACCGAGCUCAGUUCGACGUCCCCGGCUUCGCCUCAGAAAUCACCUUAAACUACCAGCUGACUCACAUCGCCGACGCCAACGACUCCCACUUCGAUCAGCUCUUCAGCAUCCACGUCCACUUCAGCCUCACGGACGACCACUAUGAAGAGCUGGCCGACAUCAGCGUCCCGUGUCUGAUCAGAGGGCGGCCGGCGCCCGAGGUCAGGCUGAGGCUGAAGCCCAGGAGGCCCUACCCCACCACGCUCAACGCCAGCGCCAUCUUCACCACCCAGGACGGCCUCUCCUGGCUCACCGACCUGCCGCAGGUCCACGUGGCCUUCCAGCAGGCCUUCGCUCGGCUGCCCGCUCCCCCGGCGUGGGGGCGCAGCGGCAGACUGAGCCUGUUCGAGGGUUUGUGGGAUGAGAUCGGCGCAGAGGACUCGGCGGACUGUGCUACCAGCCUGUUCUGCUGCCAGCUGAAGGAGGGGACUCUCGCUGCCUUGGUGGAGAAACACUUCCUUCCCUACCUCAUAUCAGACCUGAGCGAUGAAGAGGAGUUCAAAGUGCUUUUCUUCCUCCCGCCACGCUCUCACGUGCUCCUGAAGAUCCAGCCGGGAGACCCCGUGCACUUCAACAUCGCCACGGAUAACUGGCAGCUUCUGCGUCACCUUAAUUCUUAUCUACUGACAAUCACGUCCUCACAGGAAGACACUUUACUGUGAUGCAGCUCUUUUUAAAAAAACAUUUUAAAAGCAGAUUUUUAACAAAAUCAUCCACUUUUUUUGUUACGCUUUAAUAACUCCACUUGCACUUGAAAUGAUAUUGCUGAAGACAGUCGAUUUAAAAUAAAGUUAUUGCACUUUAAUCGUUUUGACCGUAAAUUAAACAAAUGUGUGAAAUGAUUUUGUAAUUUAUUUAUCAAAUACAGUCAGAUCAACCUCAUUGGUUACAGUUGAUAAAUUGAAGACAUCAAUGACCUGAGUUGCACAGGAUCUCACAGAUAAAAUGGCUGAACAGAAGUUGUACUUUCCUCCUAAGUUAAAGUAAAGCAGUACAAAGUCAAAGUGCACAAAAUGGCUCGUGAGACAUUAAAGGUACUGUUUUUUUCUGUAUUUAUCUAACACGUGACACAUCCUCCUGUUGGAUUCAAGCUGUUCUGGUCUACAGUUGUUGAUGGAAAUGUGCUAACAAAAAAGGGAAGAACUGACCGCGAGCAAAAAGGGGUGUAAACAGUGAACAAUUAAUUGAUAAAACUAAAUGUUUGCAGAAAACGCUUCCAUCAUGUUUGCUGGUCGUCCCAGAUACUCACAAUGCAUUCUGGUGACAAAACUGACUAUACCUUUAGUUUUGUUGUCCACAGUGCAGGUUUAAAUCUCAUCUCAUUGUGACGGUUUGUCAGAUAAUCAAAAAAGUUGUGAGUGAAACAGGUUUGAUAAAGGCAAACUUUCUCAAAUCUUUAUUAUUUGAUCAAAGUGUCUAUGCACAAGGUUGCCAGUGUAGCUCCAUUUGGUAUUUUCAAUUAUAGGAAAACCAUUCCUAAAGUUGAGACUAUACGUUCAACAUCACCAAUUGAUGUUUAUAAAAACUAAUGCCCUGUGCACUGUGUGAGACACUCCAAACCACCGUUUUUUCCUGCAAUGGUCAAUUUAGAGAUUUGGGCUAUUUUGCUUUCUUAACAUUGUCAGACUUAAAAUAAUUGUCUAAAUGUAAGUUAUCAACUGAGGAAAUUUCAAGUUGAUAUCUUUUAGUUCCUUUUAUUUCCCUUUUCAAAUGUAGUGUCUUCUAAAUUAAUGUUACUUUACAAUAUAUAUCUUUAAAGACUGUUCUCUGUUCUUAAAGACUGUUCUCAAUAAAUCUCCACAUCAGUAGCUCUUACAUAAACCAAACUUUACAGUUUCAUUCCUCUCUAUAUUCUGAAGGCUUUAAAUGAGGUUUGUUCAUAUAUCAUUCAUAAGCUGAUUUAUACAACAGGUUAUUACUAGAAACAUGGUGAAUAUUAUUAAAUCAUUGAAUG
Anoplopoma fimbria (sablefish) is the source of this 4361-nucleotide messenger RNA. RefSeq names its product adaptor related protein complex 5 subunit beta 1 (gene ap5b1). Gene Ontology annotation, biological process: endosomal transport. The record is from RefSeq and is a predicted model, not a curated record. Gene Ontology annotation, cellular component: lysosomal membrane; AP-type membrane coat adaptor complex. NCBI's taxonomy places the organism in Eukaryota, Metazoa, Chordata, Actinopteri, Perciformes, Anoplopomatidae.